AUGGAGAAGAUUAACCGCUUCAAUGUGGUCCAUCGCCUGCAAAAGAGAAGACUCCUGGUCGCCAUCAACUGCGUCGCAGGUCUCUCUAUCCUUUUCUUUGGCUACGACCAAGGUAUGAUGGGAGGCGUCAACACUGCCUACGACUACUAUACCUUGAUGGGAUUUGGCCAUCGUGGCCCUGAUGGCGGCCCGGUCAUUACCGACACUCUUUUGCAGGGAGGAAUCGUUUCUGUCUACUACCUGGGCACUCUCGUGGGUGCAUUGGUCGGAGGUUCGAUGGGCGACCGUUUUGGGCGCAUCAAAUCAAUUUUUGUGGGCGCAUGUAUCGCAAUUGUUGGCGCCACUUUACAAUGCUCCGCCAUGAACCAUUCCUGGAUGAUUUGUGCUCGACUUGUCAAUGGUUGGGGGACAGGCAUUCUUAACGCGAUCGUUCCUGUGUGGGCAACGGAAACGGCAGAGCACAAAUCGCGUGGGCAGUUCGUCGCCAUCGAAUUCACUCUUAAUAUUUUUGGCGUUGUCGUCGCUUAUUGGCUCGAGUACGGCUGCUCUUUCUACGGCGACGGCCAGAGUUCUUUCGUCUGGCGCUUUCCGAUCGCCUUCCAGAUUGUCAUGCUCAUCGUUCUCGCCGCGACGGUCCUGAUUUUUCCAGAUUCGCCGCGCUGGCUUGUGAAGAUGGGUAGGGAAGACGAAGCCCGUUACAUCCUUGGUCGACUUCGAGGCGAUUCCACUGCGGAUGAGAAAGAGCUUGCCGAGGCCGAACUUCAGGAUAUCAUCCAAUCCUGUCAUUACGAAAGCAGUCAUUUUCGCCGACAGACUUAUAUUCAUAUGCUCUUCGGCGCACGGUCCGGGAAACUCCAUACUGGCCGCCGGGUGCAGUUGGUGGUGUGGCUACAGAUCAUGCAGGAGUGGAUUGGCAUUGCCGGUGUCACCAUUUACGCUCCGACGAUUUUUGGAAUAGCCGGGAUGAGCCCCUCAAAACGCCAAUGGAUUGCUGGCCUGAAUAAUAUCUUUUACAUGUUCUCCACCUUGAUCUGUGUCUUCACAUUGGACAAGAUUGGCCGGCGAUGGACCUGCUACUGGGGAUCCAUCGGACAAGGGAUCGCGAUGGCUCUUGCAGGAGGGUUUUCCAGGCUCGGCCAAGACGCCCGCGCUACUGGUAACCUCGAUAAAGCUGCUAGUUACGGUAACGCUGCAGUUUCAAUGGUGUUCGUAUUCACCUUUGUAUUUGGUGCGACGUGGUUAACGGUUCCAUGGCUCUACCCUGCUGAAAUAUUUCCCCUGCAAAUUCGGGCAAAAGGCAAUGCUUGGGGAGUCGUGGGCUGGUCCAUUGGAAAUGGUUGGUUGACUCUGUUAUGCCCUGUGAUGUUUCAGGCCCUAGGCGAGAAAACCCUGUACAUCUUCGCUGCCUGCAACGCAAUUACAAUACCCAUGGUCUGGGCCCUAUAUCCGGAGACCAAUCAGCGAACUCUCGAAGAAAUCGAUGUUCUUUUUUCUGCAGACAGUAUCUGGAACUGGAAUGCUGAGAAAAACUUUGCCAGGCUAAGGACUGCAGGCGAGGUGCCGGAGCGACGCAAUUCUGUCUUCACCGACCAAAGACGCCGAUCCUCCAUGGGCGGAAAUUCGUUCAACCAACCUAUUCCGUCUAGCAACGACAAGGGGACUAAUCAGGAAAUUGAAAGCAAGGUGUAG
Exophiala oligosperma is the source of this 1689-nucleotide messenger RNA. RefSeq lists its product as uncharacterized. Gene Ontology annotation, cellular component: membrane. NCBI's taxonomy places the organism in Eukaryota, Fungi, Ascomycota, Eurotiomycetes, Chaetothyriales, Herpotrichiellaceae. Bases 1 to 1689 code for a protein of 562 amino acids. The transcript is spliced from 2 exons. The record is from RefSeq and is a predicted model, not a curated record. Gene Ontology annotation, biological process: transmembrane transport; carbohydrate transport. Gene Ontology annotation, molecular function: carbohydrate:proton symporter activity.